Lycium barbarum (goji berry) is the source of this 507-nucleotide messenger RNA. RefSeq lists its product as uncharacterized. The transcript has a single exon. The coding region runs from base 1 to 507 and encodes 168 amino acids. The record is from RefSeq and is a predicted model, not a curated record. Lineage: Eukaryota; Viridiplantae; Streptophyta; Magnoliopsida; Solanales; Solanaceae.
AUGGGGCCUUAUCAACCGGAACUGGAAGCAUUUCCUAAAACUAAGUUUGGGAACAAGAUGCGUCAAUUUAAUCCUGAUUGGUAUAAGCCUCCAUACUCUGGUUGGUUGGAAUAUAACAUAAAAGAUGAUGCUGCAUUUUGUUUGUGUUGUUAUUUGUUCAAGAAUGAAUUUGAAAGUCGUGGUAAUGCGGGGAGAGCAUUUGCAAAUGAUGGUCCUGCGAGACUUAAAUCACAUGUUGGUGAAGUAAAUAGUACUCAAAAUAAAUGUUUCAAUAGGAUGCUAGAUUUUUCAAAUCAACGUCAAUCGAUUCGAGCUUCUUUGUCCAAUCUCAAUGAGAAAGACAAGAGUGAUUAUCGAAUUCGAUUAAAUGCCUCGAUUAAUGUGGUAAGGUUUAUCCUAAGAAAUGGAUUAUCAUUUCGUGGUCAUGAUGAGAGUGAAGAAUCCGAAUACAAAGGUUUUUUUCUUGAACUUUUGGAAUUUCAUGGAAAUAACCAUUCGGAUGUGUAA